CAGAUUUAGUCCUGGGAAAAAAAAGUAGAGUGACACAUGUUUCUAAUAGACGAUCUUUGCGUAAAGGUAGUUGCCAAAGUUGUCAGGGCAGGCGUGAGUCCGCGGGCACGCGCACUGCUGUGGAUCACACCGGCCAGGAAAGAAGAGCACGGGAGAGCACCGAGCACCGCGAUCUGACACUGACUAACCGGACCAGUCACCUUAGUGAGACACUCUCACACCGUGCUCGGUACACAGGAACGGGGACCGGAUUAGAAUCUCACCGGGAGCUGUUGGAGUUUCCUGUUCCUCCACGGAGACGGAGGGUCCCGCCACUAGAGCAGGUAGGUGGAGCUCUGCUCAGGAAGCCAUGCUAAUAAACAUCUUCCUCUUGCGGUGAGCUGCCUGGUGGACAGUCAGAGGCAUCAUGGCGGAACUGCCUAUUGCCCCCGGCGAGGUCUACAUCGAGGUGGAGUACGACUAUGAAUACACGGCCAAGGACCGCCUCAUCACCAUCCAACAGGGUGAAUGCUACAUGCUGGUCAAGAAAUCCAACGAGGACUGGUGGCAGGUGAGGAAGGAGGAGGGCACCAAAGCGUUCUACGUACCGGCUCAGUAUGUCCGCGAAGUCCGCAAAGCCCUCAUGCCACCUCCUAAACCUCUCCCACAUCCUCCUGCUGCUACUGGCAACACACCUCCACAAAGUGGUGCAAUCUGGGUAAAGCCAACCAGUCUGGAGCUGAUACUCCCCGACCGGCCCGCCGAGAACCUCCACAGACGUGAGUCCAACUAUCAGCGCUCGCCCUCCGCACACGCCUCCUCUUCUGGGAACUUCAGUCCCCCGAGUCAGCGCAGGAACAGUAGCCAGCAUCAGCCCCCCAUCUCUCCCACCGACCACGACCGAGCUCUGGCUGACAUCCUCGUCCACGGUGGCGUCCCCCAGCCUGCUCAAAAAGGAAGGUCCAGCACUCUACCACGCACCCGAGCUCGAUCGCCAGACCUGCUGGACCGAGCCCCGCUGGAUGUGGACGGCACCCAACACUCUGACUCUGCAGGUGAAGAUAGACGCACCAACGACUCGGAGUCCGGAGACGAACUGAGCAGCAGCUCCACCGAACAUCUGCAGACGGGAUCUUCGUCAGGCCACGGUCGCCCCGAGUCGCCCGUCUACACCAACCUCCAGGAACUGAAGAUCACCCAGGCCAACCUGCCCCCGUUUCCCUCCGGCUCCCCGCUUCACGUGCUGGGCGACUGGGAGACCUACAAGGAACAGAGUGGCAGGCACUACUACUACAACCGCUCCACCCAGGAGAGGACAUGGAAGCCGCCCCGAGCCAGGGACGCCAGCACCGGGAGCUCCAGAGGAGAGAGCAACAGCACAGGAGAGAGCUCCGAGACCACUCCUCUCUCGCUCUCGCCGUCUUUCCUUCCCUUCCUCUCGCUCUCCAUCGGUCGACUCCAGCCUCUGUCGUCGGAGGACACCUGCUUCAGUACCUACUCUAGCCAGUCGGACAGUCAGUAUGGCUCGCCGCCGCGCGGUUGGUCGGAGGAGAUGGACGAGCACGGCCACACGCUGUACAUCAGCGACUAUACUAAUGAGAAGUGGUUAAAACACGUUGACGAGCAGGGCAGACGGUAUUACUACAGCGCAGAUGGUUCAAGGUCAGAAUGGGAGCUGCCAAAGUACAACCACUCCCCUCCUCAGCCGCCUGGAGACGCUCCGAAGAGUCGCAGUCUGGACCGGAAACAAGUUGAGCCCAUCGUCCUCACUAAGUGGAGACACAGCGCCUACGUCCAAGAUCCCAACGACAAGCGGCUGUUAAAAACCAGGCGUUUCCGCGCAGGCUCUUCCCGCCCGCAUCCGUACAAACACCAAGACGCUCCUCUGAGCCCCAAGCCCUCCUCUCCCGACUCUGACUCCUGCCCUCCGUCUCCCAAGUCCCCCAGCUCUCCAUCUGAAAAGUGCGGCGUUCUGAAUGUGACAAAGAUCACAGAGCACGGCAAGAAAGUACGGAAGAACUGGACUUCUUCAUGGACAGUGCUUCAAGGAUACUCGCUGUUAUUUGCCAAAGGCCAAGGAGGCGGGACCAGCUGGGUCAGUGACCAUAUCAACAUACCAUACUACCACAGUGACUCCUUCCCUGAAUUUCUCCUGUCACUGUUGAGUAACUGGAGGCCGUCCGCUAAGAACUGUCCUGCCGUAUCCUAUGGCUGCUCUGGGCUCAACAGAGCCUCCUCUUUUGGAGGCGGUCAGUCCAAACCAGAGUUCACUGUGGAUCUGAGGGGCGGCUCGGUGGAAUGGGCUUCCAAGGACAAGUCCAGCAAGAAGCACGUCCUAGAGGUGAAGACUCGACAUGGCACAGAGCUGCUGAUCCAGUCAGAGAACGACGGCGUUGUCAGCGACUGGUUCCGAGCACUGCUGGACACCAUCAGCAUCCAUGCCUGGGAGUCUGAUGAGGCCAUUGAAGAGGACAUGCCGGAAUCGCCUGUUGGUGAGAGAACUGACAAGGACAAAGAACACAGAGACUCAAAGAAAGGUCGAGCCAUGAAGACCUCCACCAGCAUGGACGCCUCCGACAACAAGAAGACCAGACACAAGCUGAAGAAGUUCCUGACCCGCCGUCCGACCCUGCAGGCCGUCAGAGACAAGGGAUACAUCAAAGAUCAGGUGUUCGGCUGCAGUCUGUCCAGUUUGUGUCACAGGGAGAGCGACACGGUGCCGAUCUUCGUCAAGAUGUGCAUCGACCACGUGGAGAACAAUAGUCUGACAGUAGACGGGCUGUACAGAGUCAGCGGGAACCUGGCUAUCAUACAAAAACUACGCUUUGUCGUCGAUCACGAUGAGACGGUGAACCUGACAGACGGGAAGUGGGAGGACAUCCAUGUGACCACGGGAGCUUUAAAGAUGUACUUCCGAGAGCUGCCGGAGCCUCUCUUCACCUUCGCUCUCUUCCAUGACUUUAUCAGCGCCAUCAAGAUUCCAGACUACAAGCAACGAGUUCAGUCCAUCAAAGAUCUGGUCAGACAGCUGCCCAAACCCAACCACGACACCAUGCAGACGCUCUUCAAACACCUCAGGAAGGUGAUCGACUACGGCGAGGAGAACCGUAUGACCACCCAGAGCGUGGCCAUCGUGUUCGGCCCCACGCUGCUGCGGCCUGAAACGGAGACCUGGAACAUUGCGGUCCACAUGGUCUACCAGAACCAGAUAGUGGAGCUAAUACUGCUGGAGUACGAGAACAUUUUCGGCAGGUAGAAAGAGACGCCGGAGGACGAGUCUCUUUUUCUUCUCUUUCUCUCUUCCAACGCAGAGCUCUUCUGAACCCAGCGUGGCCCUGCCAAACACAGCCCGGCCUGGCUCGGCUCGGCUCGGCUCGAUCCAGCCCGGGUCCAGGGGCGGCUCGUCUUCAUCUCCAACCAACCACUGGCUUCUCCAAUCGUACAACCUCCGGACCAAAGCCACAAACAUGUCACCAACCAAAACAUACAUGUAACUAACUAGCGACCAAAAAAAAGUUGAGACUCUUUGCACUUUUCAGUCUCUCGUUUUCUCCUGCAGCUGCAUUUGUGCCACCGGAAAGGUGACUCCCUCCUGUCCCGACACUGGAUUCCUAGAACUACUAAACGGGCCAAACAAGCCUCUACUACUGCACAGACUGACUGAGAGCAAAGCAGGAGAAUGGGCCUCAGUAGCCUCUAACUGCAGAGGAGGCGUCAGUAUUGGAGGUUGGAGAAUGUACUGUACUGUAGAACCUGUCAUCACUCCUGUAUGAACCACACUGGGGAACCAACAGAAGAAACCCAACUGCUGUGCUUGGCUUUAGAUGUUUAGACACUAAGAGAGGAAACAAUGGAGGUCUUUUAUUUAGGAAUCUGCCGUACUACUCUCACUUUCUCUUCAUUUCAAAAUAUCUCCUUCCCCUUCUCUCUCUCUCCAUCUCUUUCUGAAUCUUUCUCUCCUUCCUUUUCUUCCUGAAAUACUGGACCGCGGUCCUCUGAACACGAGAGGUUAUCACUCUGUAACAUAUCUGCACGCCACCUUCUCCAUUCGGCUUAAAGAACAAAUCAUCUCGCAGCAUUCAGAACUUGAAAAAGAAACAAACGGUACUCGGCUGUGUCUUUCCUCGACUCUCGGAUAUGAAAUGUUGAGGCAAACGGCCUUUAAACAUGACUCCAUUGAUAACUCUGUACAGUGUUUAUGUGCGUGCAUGUGGACGGUGGGUGGGGUGGAUGGAUGAAUGGAUUUAAUGACAAUAUAUUGUACAAAUAGUAAAUAUAAGUAUGUAUGCCUGGAAUGUUAAAAAUAUGAUACGAGGGAGAAAUCACUAUUUUGUGAUCAUUGUGUAACCAACAGAUGGGAGGAGUAAAGUUCUGGACUGGUUUACCUGUGUGUCAGGUAAAUGGAAGAUUGUUGAAUGUAACUUUGGAGAGGAACUGUUGGCUUUAACAAACUGGAAUAAAGAGCUCUAAGAAGAGAUAUUUCCAAAGGAGAUAUUA
Messenger RNA from Sebastes umbrosus (honeycomb rockfish), 4476 nucleotides. Its product is annotated as rho GTPase-activating protein 12-like. Gene Ontology annotation, molecular function: protein binding. Gene Ontology annotation, cellular component: cytoplasm. The coding region runs from base 407 to 3235 and encodes 942 amino acids. The transcript has 20 exons. The record is from RefSeq and is a predicted model, not a curated record. NCBI's taxonomy places the organism in Eukaryota, Metazoa, Chordata, Actinopteri, Perciformes, Sebastidae. Gene Ontology annotation, biological process: regulation of GTPase activity; signal transduction.